AUGAGGUCGUCAGAGCCCUUCAUCGCAUCACACGCCCAGCCAAACCAGUUCCCCGAGGAAUCGGCCUUCCACCUGGCGGUUCUCAAGGCCGGCGUGCAGUACGUCGUACGCAUCUCUAUGACCGCCCAAAAUGUCCGGCCGGACUGCCCCGCCUACUAUCCGCGCACGCACUGGGCUAUCGAGGCGCUCCUGCAGCUCGGUCCUGGUCGAGGCCCUGCACACACGCCCCGGUUGUCGGUACCACAGGACGUGCAGGCCGCGCCCAUCGACCCGGACGAGGUCGGCAUCGUUGCGGCCCACCUGCUGUCUCAGGCCGACACUUCUCGGCACAACAAGGCCAAUUAUGCGCUGAACGGGCCCGAGGACGUCACGGGGGAGCAUAUCAUGUGGAGGGUGGAGCAGUACAUCGGCACAAGGGUGGAGAGCGUCGUCUACAAGGACAUGUCGCUCGCCGAUGGCUGGGCCAAGGCAGCUGGCUUACCGGCAAACACCAUCUCGACCCAACAGCAGGCUUCGAAAGAACCCACGUGGGCUGGGAAGUGCACGGCAUUCACGACUAGCAAUGAAUUGUUGGAGCUCGCGGCUCCCACUCGGACGGCUGUUGAUGCAUUGAGGGCGCUCGUGGGAGAGUGAUGUGGCACUUGUUAACAUGUCAUGUGAGGAC
Molecule: messenger RNA, 664 nt
Organism: Parathielavia appendiculata
Lineage: Eukaryota; Fungi; Ascomycota; Sordariomycetes; Sordariales; Chaetomiaceae
Exons: 2
Coding region: 1-633 (210 amino acids)
Source: RefSeq, a predicted model, not a curated record